Metarhizium brunneum ARSEF 3297 is the source of this 1896-nucleotide messenger RNA. Its product is annotated as Proline utilization trans-activator. Gene Ontology annotation, molecular function: zinc ion binding; DNA binding. Gene Ontology annotation, biological process: DNA-templated transcription. Lineage: Eukaryota; Fungi; Ascomycota; Sordariomycetes; Hypocreales; Clavicipitaceae. The record is from RefSeq and is a predicted model, not a curated record.
AUGGCCAAUACAACUGGCCAAGGCGACUUCACCCCCAUGACACAAACCAACCAGAACGAUUCAUGCACAUCAUGGAAUUCAGCCAAUGUCUCUCGACGCCUGCAGCCUCAACCGAAUCUUCAAGCGAUGGAGCAAACCGACUCGCGCAACACUGUCGUCCAAGACGACCAGCUAGACAACAGCAUAUCCGAGUCUCCAGACACUGCUCCCUUGACGAAUCCACUAUCGACAGGGCCGUCGACCUUUAUGCUGUCCGACACAGGAAAGACGUUCUACUUGGGGCAUUCGUCCAACUGGUCCUUCACCCGACGCAUCUUGAGCAUCACCUACGAGCACGUGCACCGGGUUUCUCUGCCAUCCACGGCACUCAUGUUCGACGGCAAAGUCUACAUGUUGGACUGGUCCAGCGCCUCGGCUCAACCGGUGCUGCCCAAUCUCGACUACGCCAUCCACCUGAUUAACAAUGUCAAGUUUCACUGCUCGCCAAUGUACCACUUGUUCGACGAGGACGUCUUCCUCAACAGCCUGCACGCGCACUACCGAGGGGACCAGACGCCACGCGGCCUCGUCCAGCAACUAUGGUUCAUCCAGUUCAUGCUGAUACUCGCGUUCGGGAAAGCCCUCACCUCCAAGUCGAGCAGAAACAACCAGCCCCCCGGCGCGAGCUUCUUCACGCACGCCAUUCACCUCCUGCCCAACAUGGCGGUUCUCUGGGACGAGCCCGUGCAGGCUGCCGAGAUUCUGUGCUGUAUAGCCCUGUACCUCCAUUGCAUCGAGCACCGUGGCUCUGCGUACAACUAUAUUGGGCAAGCCGUACGGCUGGCAAUGAGCCAUGGCCUCCACACGAAUCUAAGCUCGCACCACGUUGAGAACGCGCUGGUUCCGCGAUGCCGCAGAAUCUGGUGGACGAUUCUCGUUCUCGACCGACAAAUGACGUAUCUGAUGGGCCUGUCGCAGUCGAUCCGGGACGACGACGUGACGGCGCCGCUGCCAGAGUUUGAAGGCGACGGCUUCCGCACCGCCGCGUUUGCCAUGCGGACCAGGCUGUCGCAUUUCAUUGCGACCAUCGACAGAGCGAUAUACGGGCCCGACGGGCGGCUGAGCAGCAAUUUCCUCCUCCGGACAAAGGAUACGCUGGCGAGCAUGGCAGGGCUCCCGGACGAGCUGCACCGGCAGUUUCCCCUGGAUCUGAAUAGCAAGAGAGUCGGGGUGUCGCGGUUGUCGGCGCAUAUUCACCUGCUUUUUCACCAGUGUAUUAUUCUCGCGACACGGCCGGUGUUGUUCUGCUUCUACAAGAUCCGUCUUGAGACGCCACGCUUGUAUCGGCAUAUUUUCAAUUCCUCACACGCCGUCGAGAGUCUGCUGCGCAUGUGUCUCGACUCGUCGCAGCACGUAAUUUCCAUCCUGGAGUGCCUCCAGGGCGAGGGCCUCAUUGAGACAUUUCUUUCGUACGAUCUCGAGGCACUCUUUAUUUCCAUGACGAAUCUCCUCGCGGCGCCGGUUCUGUACCAAGACUCGGGUUCGGCCUGGACGUCGUGGCGUCAACGAGCGUACGCGAUCCUGGGCGAGAUAUCCAAGUGCGGCAAUCUGAUUGCGCAGUAUCAGCAGUCUGAGCUGCGGCACCUCGAACAAAUGAUUGACGGGCUCUGCAUGGCGGAGACAAUAGAGCCCGCGCAGCCAUCUCGCGAGGAUGGUACUGAUGUGUCGGCCGUGGCGGAUGUUGGUCCCCUGGGAUUUUCUGUCGCCGAAGAUGCUUUGCCUAGCCCUGCGGCUGACGAUGUGCUGGAUGGGAAUUACAUUGGAGCUGGGUUUUCCACGGCCCAGAUCAUGGACAUGGUGAAUUCUAUCGAUACGGAGCAUGGCGAGUGGAUGUCGCAGGCGUUGUUCGAGGCAUAG